Messenger RNA from Endocarpon pusillum Z07020, 2115 nucleotides. Its product is annotated as Cytochrome P450 61. The transcript is spliced from 4 exons. NCBI's taxonomy places the organism in Eukaryota, Fungi, Ascomycota, Eurotiomycetes, Verrucariales, Verrucariaceae. The coding region runs from base 1 to 2115 and encodes 704 amino acids. Gene Ontology annotation, biological process: sterol metabolic process. Gene Ontology annotation, molecular function: iron ion binding; oxidoreductase activity, acting on paired donors, with incorporation or reduction of molecular oxygen; monooxygenase activity. The record is from RefSeq and is a predicted model, not a curated record.
AUGGACACCGGCCUCAAUGGCAGUUUCACAUCCCCUCUCGCAAAUGCCAACCUACGUAUUCAUCGCGACGUGGACAGUGCUGGCUUAUUAUCCAGUGUCUACAAUGGUGUCAGUGGAUGGAAUGCUGUGCUCACCCUCCUCCUAACUCUCAUCGCAUAUGAUCAAUUCAGCUAUAAAUGGCAGAAGGGUUCUCUCAUCGGCCCAGCAUGGAAAAUACCUUUUAUGGGCCCGUUCCUCGAAUCCGUCUAUCCUAAUUUCCUUGAAUACAAAGCAAAAUGGGCCAGCGGUACCUUAAGCUGCGUGUCGGUCUUUCACAAAUUCGUCGUUAUUGCCUCGACCCGAGAUAUGGCCCGCAAGGUCUUCAACUCGCCCCAAUACGUCAAACCCUGCGUGGUUGAUGUGGCACACAAACUCUUACGCCCUAACAACUGGGUUUUUCUCGAUGGAAAGGCGCAUGUGGAAUAUCGAAAAGGUCUCAACGGUCUAUUCACGCGACAGGCGCUCGAGAUGUACCUGCCGGGACAAGAGGAAGUCUACAACAAAUACUUUGCAAGGUUUCUGGAAAUUUCCGAAGAGAACAAUGGCAAAGCAAUUCCAUGGAUGCCGGUGUUCCGUGAAUUGAUGUGCGCUGUCUCAUGUCGAACGUUUGUCGGACAUUACAUGUCGGAUCGUGUUGUCAAGAAGAUCGCCGAUGAUUACUACCUGAUCACUGCGGCGCUCGAGCUGGUCAAUUUCCCCAUGAUCAUCCCGUUCACAAAGACUUGGUAUGGAAAGAAGGCUGCGGAUAUGGUCCUGGACGAGUUCGCCAAAUGCGCGGCGAAGUCGAAGGUCCGAAUUGCUGCCGGAGGCGAUGUUACCUGCAUCAUGGAUGCCUGGAUCAAAUCAAUGCACGACUCAGCCCAAUACCGUGAGAGGAUUGCAAAAGGUGUCAAGGUCGAGGAUGCGGGCAAGCCGGCGAUGUUACUGCGAGAAUUCUCUGACUUUGAGAUUGCUAUGACGUUGUUCACCUUCCUGUUCGCAUCACAAGAUGCUACCAGCAGCGCGUCCACGUGGCUGUUCCAAAUCCUGGCCGAUCGACCAGAUCUGCUUGACAAAGUGAGGGAGGAGAACCUGAGGGUGAGGGGUGGAGACAAGGACGUACCGUUCAGCAUGGAUCUGCUCGAAUCGAUGGUGUACACACGAGCAUUCGUCAAGGAGACACUACGAUACCGGCCGCCAGUCAUCAUGGUACCGUAUGAAGUGAAGAGGGACUUUCCCAUUACCGACAACUACAUUUUGAAGAAGGGGUCAAUGGUUGUCCCGUCGGUAUGGCCAGCCACCCAUGAUCCUGAGGCAUACCCAAAUCCAGACUCGUUCGACCCCGAGAGAUGGAUCACUGGUGAUGCGGAAAAGCAAUCCAAGAAUUGGCUUGUGUUCGGGACAGGGCCUCAUUACUGCCUGGGCCAGAUUUAUGCAAUGCUAAAUCUGAUGGCUAUGAUCGGCAAGGCAAGUAUGCAUCUGGAUUGGGUACAUCAUGCCACACCACUCUCUGAGGAUAUUAAAGUGUUUGCAACCAUCUUCCCUCAGACCUCCCUCGACCCAGGAAGAGCCGCUUUCGCGCCAUUCCAAGCCCAAGCCCAAGCCCAAGCCCAAGCCCAAGCCCAAGCCCAAGCCCAAGCCCAAGCCCAAGCCCAAGCCCAAGCCCAAGCCCAAGCCCAAGCCCAAGCCCAAGCCCAAGCCCAAGCCCAAGCCCAAGCCCAAGCCCAAGCCCAAGCCCAAGCCCAAGCCCAAGCCCAAGCCCAAGCCCAAGCCCAAGCCCAAGCCCAAGCCCAAGCCCAAGCCCAAGCCCAAGCCCAAGCCCAAGCCCAAGCCCAAGCCCAAGCCCAAGCCCAAGCCCAAGCCCAAGCCCAAGCCCAAGCCCAAGCCCAAGCCCAAGCCCAAGCCCAAGCCCAAGCCCAAGCCCAAGCCCAAGCCCAAGCCCAAGCCCAAGCCCAAGCCCAAGCCCAAGCCCAAGCCCAAGCCCAAGCCCAAGCCCAAGCCCAAGCCCAAGCCCAAGCCCAAGCCCAAGCCCAAGCCCAAGCCCAAGCCCAAGCCCAAGCCCAAGCCCAAGCCCAAGCCCAAGCCCAAGCCAACUGA